Molecule: messenger RNA, 2227 nt
Organism: Gavialis gangeticus (Gharial)
Lineage: Eukaryota; Metazoa; Chordata; Crocodylia; Gavialidae
Gene: DBN1
Product: drebrin 1
Exons: 14
Coding region: 16-2124 (702 amino acids)
Biological process (GO): positive regulation of axon extension; regulation of actin filament polymerization; postsynaptic actin cytoskeleton organization
Cellular component (GO): site of polarized growth; cortical actin cytoskeleton; lamellipodium
Molecular function (GO): actin filament binding
Source: RefSeq, a predicted model, not a curated record
AGAGCAGUGGCAGCGAUGCCGGCGCAGGGGGGCACGGGCCUGCCUGGGGAGCGCGCUGCAGGCCGGGCCGGCGGCCGUAAGAGCUGCCCCAGCCCCGGGGACCCCAUUCCCAGCCUGAGGCGGGGGCUGCGUUGGGGCCGCUCACGUGCUCCUCCCCACAGGGCACUCUACACGUAUGAGGACGACUCUGAUGAGCUGAAGCUGGCAGCAUCUGGAGGUGGUGGCCUGCUGGAGCUCUCCAGCCACUUCGAGAUCCAGAAGGUGAUGUACGGCUUCUGCAGCGUGAAGGAUCCCCAGGCCGCGCUGCCCAAAUACGUCCUUGUCAACUGGGUGGGCGAAGACGUGCCUGAUGCCCGCAAGUGCGCCUGCGCCAGCCACGUAGCCAAGAUCGCGGAGUUCUUCCAGGGCGUGGAUGUAAUUGUCAACGCCAGCAGCGUGGAGGACAUCGACCCAGGGGCCAUCGGGCAGCGGCUCUCCAACGGCCUGGCCCGCAUCUCCAGCCCCGUGCUGCACCGCCUGCGGCUGCGCGAGGACGAGAACACCGAGCCUGUGGGAACCACCUACCAGAAGACAGACGCGACGGUGGAGAUGAAGCGCAUCAACCGGGAGCAGUUCUGGGAGCAGGCCAAGAAGGAGGAGGAGCUGCGCAAGGAGGAAGAGCGGAAGAAGGCGCUGGACGCGCGGCUGCGCUUCGAGCAGGAGCGCAUGGAGCAGGAGCGGCUGCAGCAGGAGGAGCGGGAGCGGCGCUACCGGGAGCGCGAGGAGCAGAUCGAGGAGCACAGGCGGAAGCAGCAGAGCCUGGAGGCGGAGGAGGCUCGGCAGCGCCUGAAGGAGCCAUCCAUCUUCGGGGACCAGGAGGAGGAGGACGAGGAGGGGCAGCAGCUCAAGAAGUCGGAGUCGGAGGUGGAGGUGACUGCGGAGGCAGCCGCCAUCAUCGCACAGCGUCCCGACAACCCCCGCGAGUUCUUCAAGCAGCAGGAGCGCGUGGCCUCGGGCAGCCUGGACACCGUGUCCCUGCUCGGCCACAGGACAGGUCGUCUGCACUGUCCUUUCAUAAAGACGCCUGACAGUGGGCCGCCUUCCUCCUCCUCCUCCUCCUCCUCCCCCCCACGGACCCCCUUCCCCUAUAUCUCCUGCCACCGCACCCCGAACCUCUCCUCUUUCUUCCCAUGUAGCCAGUCAGACACCCACAGAAAGGCUUCAACCGGGGGCUGCAGCCCCUGCGACUCCAGCGCGGCCUCCACGCCCGUGGGCGAGCAGAUCGAGCGGGCGCUGGAUGAGGUGACCCUGCAGCCGAGGCCGCACGACGCCCCCAGCCCUGGCAGCGAGGCGGCGGCCGUGGCGCCCGAGCAGCGCUGGCCCCUCUCCAGCGAGGUGCAGCCGGCCCCGAAGGCCAAGGAGCUGCCUGGGGGCCCCGCUGCGCUGGGGGACGAGUGGACAGAGGCACUGGGGCCCGGGCUAGGCCCCGCCACUGCAGACCUGCUCGCGCUGGAGACCCAAGGGCCGGUGCUGCUCCCGCUGGGUGAGGCUGAGGCCCAGGGCCAGCCCCCGCCACCGCCCACGCCUGCACCCGAGAGCCUCCUCGAGCUGUGGCAGGACGACAGCACUGCCCCCGGCACCUGGGAGUUGCCUGGAGAGCUGGCCGCACCUGUGCCCGUGCCCGUGCCCGCGCCCGCAGAGGUGGCAGUGCCCCUGGCCGCCCCCGAGCCCCCGCUGUCGGCAGGCCCCGAGGACGGGAACCUGCUGAACUUCGACGAGCUGCCGGAGCCACCGGCCACCUUCUGCGAUGCGGAGCAGGAUGAGGAGCUGCCCAGCAUGGUUGCGCUGGAGGGGACGCACCCCAUGACGCUCAGCUACCAGCACGCGCUGCAGGAGGCUGCGGGUGGGCACCCCGACCCCCUGCCCGAGCUCAUGACCAACGGGGACAUGGCCCUGAAGGAGAGCACGCAGGCUAGCGAGGGCUACUUCAGCCAGUCGCAGGACGACGAUGUGACCCAGGCUGACGAGCCGUCGGCGAAGGCGCCGCCCCCCGUCUUCUACAACAAGCCGCCAGAGAUCGACAUCACCUGCUGGGACGCCGACCCGGUGCCCGAGGACGAGGAGAACUUUGGCGGCGGCGUCUAAGGCAGGGCCCGUGCGCCAGCCUCUGACCCACCGCCCGCAGCCCCAGCAGCGCGGGCACACGCGGAGGCCGCAGCCAGGGCCUGGCCUGGCCCGGGCCGGGCGG